Molecule: messenger RNA, 5052 nt
Organism: Lytechinus pictus (painted urchin)
Lineage: Eukaryota; Metazoa; Echinodermata; Echinoidea; Temnopleuroida; Toxopneustidae
Exons: 26
Coding region: 378-4397 (1339 amino acids)
Source: RefSeq, a predicted model, not a curated record
AGAUGACGUCAUACCGAUACGACAGCCAGGACCAGGUAGCUAGUUACUCCUACGGAAAAACAGUUGUCAUCUCACACUUAAUUAAGGUCUUAAAUAGUGGUAAAACCCCAUCUUAGUAAUUUGAAGUCAAGUAAUUGUCAUCUGUGAUACAAAAUCAGGGAUUUUUGUACCUCAAGUGAUGUUCGUGCAGGCUCCACUCCACUUCACUACCGCUACACUACGCUCCACCUACCAGCACAUCAAGCCCGUGAACUCGCUUUGAUACUCCAAGUGACAAAGUGUCAGCUAAUUGGGCUUCAUUUACAACAUGAGGUGAUCAGAUACAUCGUACACAUCAUCAAACACUGGAAUAGAAGUUUUUAGGGAUUGGAUUCAUUAUGUCUCAGCAGUGUGUGUUGCCCUCACUGACGGCAAUGUUCCAGUUUGGUAUGCCAAGCAUGGACAACCUGGAGAUGGUCAUAACAGAUAUUGAUGAACAACUCAAGCAAAAUGAUAAGAAGAUUGAAGAGACUCUGCAGAAGUUGGUGCAAGCAACAAACAGCCUUUCACUUGAUAAUAAUUAUACCAAUAUCAAGGAUGCUAUGGACAGUUUGAUUCAAACACCAGUCCUUGAAGAAUGUGCCUGCCUCACACCAGAUACAGAAGAUGUCAACAAGCUUCUUAAGGCAAUUCUUCAACAUGCAGUAAACCAUCCCAACUCUGAGGCAAUCAUCUUUGAACAGCUACUUGGCUUAGCGUCACACGAAGGUCUUGGUCUCCCUAUCCGUGCACCUAAACCAUCCUAUGUAGCUGCUUCUGCAGUGUCUAUCAACACCAUUGGUGAUUCGCUUGAACAGGAGAAUGACUCGCUGUGGGAGGAGAUCCGAUCUCGCCUAAAGCGCUAUUUUCUAGACAGACUGCAUGCCAUCAAGUUAUCCGAACCAGGAGAAUGGAUUGGACCGCUCUCAAAGGCCAAGCAGGUCCAACGUAUUGAAUCUCUACAGAGUCUCUGUAUUCUGUACCCUAUCAAGGAGGUCUGGAGUAGCUACCAUGUCUUGGCAUCAGAUAAGGUGGCAACAUUCUUGAGAGAGAAUCUGUGCACUUCAAACGUAGAUGUUGCUGAGCCAAGACAGUCUGCGACACUAGCAUCCAUUGCGGACAAACUCCAGAAACUGACCCCUCACUUCCAUGUCAUGUUGGAGGAUGAGUGUGCCCUGUACCUUGCGGAUGUCUUUGAAGGUGAGGUGAACUUCCUACAGGCUGUCCAGGAGAUCUAUUUAUCACCGCUUCAGGAAGAGGUGGCAUCUAUGAUGGAGGAAGCCUGUGAAGGCAUUAGGAGGGGAGGAGCCAAAGGAACAUCAUCAUCCAAUGGCAGUGCAACAAAGAGCAUUGGGGCUAGGGAUUGGCUGAAUGGAGGCCAUGAACAUGGGAAAGAGCAAACCAAGAAGAAAUCCGUUGUUGAUGAUUCCGUGCUGAUGAGCCUUGAUGAUAUCAAGCAUUACAUAACGAUUGUAGCCCUUCUACAUGACCUAAAUCAACGACUAUGUCAGCUAUCCCAGCAUGCAACAUGGGAAGGAGCACCUCUCUUUAAACCACAGAUCCAUGGCAAGGGAAACCUCAGAGGUGUAUUGAAGCACAAUCGUGAUGGAGGACCAAUGAGAGAUCCCAGGAUGCCAUCAGAGCACACUGGCCGAGGGGUUCUACCAGAGGCUAUCCCGCCACCUUUUGGUGUUAUGCCUGGGAUGGUUUGCUCUGAUUAUGGAGGAAGAAGGUCCAGCCCUGUCGUAGAAAGUCCCUCACAUCAGCUAAGUAAAUGGAACUGGUCAAGUGUAGUGGAGAAUAUGACUAGCCUUGUGAUAAGAAGCAUCACUAAGAUAUCUGAAGAUAUGAUGAAGGCUAGCUGUUCAGAAGAAGAGGAUAAGAUGAAGAAGGAGAAGAAAGUUCAGGCUGUAGAAUGUGAUGUUUCCAAAGGUCUUUUAUCUCAACCUUAUUUGAUAUGUCAGAGCGCAUCUUUAGCAACAGACUUCAUCAGCUCUGUGUUGUCUUUGGUGAUGUUUGGAAUAGAUAAAGUGCUUCAGCCAGUUAGAGCUGGUGUAUUAGAAUUGAUGAGUUCAUCAAUCAUGGAAGUCUACCAGCAUCUUACAAAGUUACUUGAGAUCUUCAACCAGAGCUCCAGUGAAAGUGGAUCCAUUCAAGGUCACACCAGGGAUCUGUGUGUGCUCCUGUCUUCAUCGGUAUGGCUCCAGCAGGAGCUCACUUCUUACAAGCGUCUCCUUGGGGAGGAGGAGGCCAAACGUUUCUUUGGUGGUGUUGAGAAGCAGCUGAGUCAGCUAGAGACGGUAGUGCAGCAGCAGAUAAUAUCAAGUCAUGUAAUGGUGGUCUCGACGGUCAUCUUACAAGAUGCCGAGAGUCAUAACUGGGCUGACCAGAGGCCUUUCUUUGAGGAUGAACGAUGUUCCUAUUCCGUUCAGAUGUGGCAUCUUUACCUUCAGCGUCUUCAGCAUGAGCUGUUCACAGUAUGCCCUCCAUCUCAAUCACAACAGAUCUUCGUCUCGGUCCUCAGUGAAUCUAUCACCCUACUCUCAUAUCGAUACAACAAAGGAAAGCCUUCUUACAAGAGAACUCGCCAAUUUAGGGCUGAUAUCACAUCGGUUCUAUUGACAGCCCUCACACAUCUAUGGUCUGCCUGUAGUACCCCUCAACAGCUGGUCUCGCCCCAAUCCCUACUCUCAUCCACCCCUCACUACCCCCUCAACUCAUCCCUUCUCAACAUCCACAAUUCAGCCUCCUGCCUACUAGGGGCCCUGGCCGUGGUGACCUCGCCCCUCUCAGAUCUCUAUAAGAUCUGCAAGAAGGGUUAUCAGAAAAAGAGUGUGACACAUCGCAGUGCGGUGGACAAGGAAGGGGCGGGGUCAAUGGACUGUGAUCAGAGGGUGUGGCUUGCAUGGAUUAGACCCGCCCUGUUUGAGCAGCUAGAACAAGGAUGGAAUUUCCUACCCGACAAGAUUGCAUCAUUCAUCUUGCUGAAACUCCUUGCUAGCCAACCAGCUCUUAGUGAUGUUCUUACUCUGCAGACUCUGCUCUCUCGAGAUGCUCUGCUAGCUACACUAAUGAUGUCAAACACUGGUGCUUCAGUGAGAUAUGAACUCUCCUCUAUCCUACAGCCUCUUAUUGAUGUCUUAGUACUCUGUUCUGAUCAUCCUACAACUCUUGGCUCAGUUCUUAUGGCUGUCAUUGAAAAACAAGACAAUUGGCCGAUGUUCCGAUAUGAUAGCCUUCCAGGCAAGACAACGUCUGUACCUGAUUGGCUGCUCUGCCUGUUUACCGUUCUCAGACCAUUUAUCCACAGAGGAGUAUUAGAGGCUGGUGAAGUGCUGAUGAAACCAAGAAGUUACAGUGAGACCAGUGGAUUCUUAGAGACACUUGGGGAACUCCCUUGUGGAUGUCGUCCAAAACACAGGACCACAGGAACAGCUUCUCACAAACAAGAGAAAGAUUCCAUGUUUGGAGCACUGAAAGCAAUACUCAGAUGCAUCGCUGAGGAUCUGAUCGCUCUACCAACCACUCUCAAGGUUUUCUUCUUCUCACUUCAAGAAAGACUCCAGAGCAACAGUAUCAGAUCCUGCCAUAAUUGUGUGGCUCUACAGAUUAUUGGGAGCUGUGUGUAUGCUACAUUGAGUGAUGAGCAAGAAGUCAGGAGGAUUGUGGGAGAUUCUGUACCAGAGGGUAUUAUUAAAAAGUUUUCUCAGCUUGGAGAUUAUACCUUCCUUUCUUUGACUACUACAUCAAACCAUGGAACACAGGAGAAGUUACCUAACCCUCUACAUACCUUCAUCAAUCUAAACACUGAUUGGUUACAAGAACAGAUUGAUAUCAUUAUAGAUCACCUUGGAAAUGAAUCACUUGGUGAUCUCACCAACUACAACUGGGAUGAAUCUAGUCUAGGUUUUGUAGACGAUUACUACACAGUGCAAGCUGACAAUGUCAACAGGAUGAAAGAUGGUGCUGCUGGACUUAAGAAAAUCAGCAUCCUGUUCAGAAAUAAUCUGGCAUGGUUUCAGCAUCAUCUAGACAUCCCUCCACUUCUACAGACCGAUGAGACACCUACCAUACCAAUCUUCAAUCCAGAUAUCAUCCCUACCGUACCCUCAGACAUACCCACACCAAUGUCAUUCAACCCCCUCUUCUCUUUCAAACGGAUUGAUGAUUCUCCCUUCAGUCAUGAGACCAUCGCUGAGUAUCCCUACGACUGGCCUAAACUUCUGCAGGCCGACCUGGGGCUGAGUGAAGCUGGUUUCCGUUCCCUUCUAUCCCAUCGUUUUGAGAUGCAGGAAGAUGCUAACAUAGAGGAGAGUGAACGCAAACCAGUCCGUGUGCUUAGAUCCAAGUUUGACCUGGACAAAGGUGACCUGGUUUGAAGUCUUGUUAAAAACAAUUUCUAAAAGUAAAAGAUAGAUGUCAAUGUGUUGUGAUUUGUGAGGUUCAAUGAUGGAAGAAUAUAAGUGAUCAAAAAUAAUAUUUAUCGCAGAAGAAGUAGUAUAUGCUGUUGGAUUCUAGAAUCACCAAAAUUAUAUCAAAUCAAGUCUAUGAGUCACACGCAUCGCACUCUGAAAUGUUUGAAUUGGACCAUAUAAAAAUGUUCGGCCAAAAAUUUUCACUUGUUCGUUGUUAUAUUUUGAAAUAUUAGGGGAGAGGGGGUUAAGUGGUUUCUUAUCCAGUGGAUCCGUUCUGAUAUGCUUUCUGAAUAAUACAAUAAUAAGAUAUAUAAUAUUUUCAUAAAUACCAAAUAGAGAAAAGAAUUUGAAAGCUCACCGUGAUUGUUUUCACCUUUCCCAUGUGAGUCACCGAUGAUGUAUAAUAUCAUAGGUAUCAGUACAUCAUUACUUUCUGAUUUUCAGUUGAUCACUACGUGUACAUGUUAGUGAAAUUACAAGUAUAAUUUUGAUAUUCAAAAAAUUUAUGUAAAAUUUCUCUGAAAGUUUUUGUUUUUAUUACUACACUUGCUAUUAGACCCAUUUACAUUGGGCACCUUCCUCAUUCCCUGGGUAAUAGUCAUACAAUUCAACAAUCACU